Messenger RNA from Menidia menidia (Atlantic silverside), 2097 nucleotides. NCBI's taxonomy places the organism in Eukaryota, Metazoa, Chordata, Actinopteri, Atheriniformes, Atherinopsidae. The record is from the annotation of a GenBank genome assembly.
AGAGUCGGAGUUAUCUUUAUGCGGCACACUGACUGUGAUACAUUUGAGUUUAUUAGGAGCUACCUAUUAUUAUUUCGCUCCGUACUGACAUUAUAGGAACCUUUUCGUGUCAUAGAUCAGAUGUGAUGUCAGAUAAGCGUCAACGUGCAAGAGUCCAGGGGUCCUGGGCAAAACAACUGCCAAAACACUCCUUUCCUCAAGAUUUCUCGACAAGUUCAGCUCCAAACAUUAGUCAGCCCCAAAAUGCUAACACAGCCCCUGGUUCUUGGGGAUUUGGCAACCAGAAAACAUCUACAACUUUUGAGUUUCAUCAGCCCACCAAGCCUGUUAGAGAUGUUCCAACAGAGAAAGUGAUUGAGCAGGCAGGCGAUUAUGAGAUCAGCUAUGGGCCAUCUGGGGUCUCUCAACUGCGUCUGCUGCCUGGGUUUCUUCCCACAGACGAGGCUGACUGGAUGUUCAGUAAGCUGCUAUCAGAGCUCCCUUGGUCCCAGAAGGCAAAUUACAGACAGGGUGAGGCAUAUGAAGAGCCCCGGCUGACCUGCUGGUACGGGGAGUUGCCGUACACAUAUGCUCGCUCCACUAUGCCUGCCAAUAUGCAGUGGCAUCCUUUGCUGGUAAGCCUUUGCAAAGCAGUGGAGCAAGUGAGCAGAUGCACCUUCAACUCUUUACUGUGUAAUUUAUAUCGUGACGGGCACGACAGUAUCGGCUGGCACAGCGACGAUGAGGCCUCCUUGGGUGCCAGACCAACCAUUGCCUCUCUCAGUCUUGGUGACACCAGAGUGUUUAGCCUCCGAAAGCAGCCUCCUCCAGAGGACAAUGGUGACUACACUUACGUGGAGCGGAUUCGGGUUCCUCUGGGUCACGGGACGCUUCUUCUGAUGGAAGGAGCCACGCAGGAUGAUUGGCAGCAUCAGGUGGCGAAAGAGUACCAUGACAGGGGUCCACGCAUCAACUUGACCUUCAGAACUAUCCACCCGGAGCCUGAGGGCCACAAGCCAGGCACCAAGAUGCGAUUCACAGCCAAACAGUCGUAGAAUUGCCCACUAGUCAGGAGGGCAGAGGAGACUGCGUGGUGACGAAAUGGGGAAACACUAAUUAAAAUGAAAAAAAUGCUGAAUCAGAACCAAGCUGGUCGAUGAAGACAAUGGGGCAUGAAGAGAAGCCACACGAUAACAAUAUCUGUCAUAUUGUACAUCCGAGGAAUUCUAGGUUUUUCAAAUAAAUAAGGCAGUACACCACUGUGCUUCCUCCCACUUUAAAAAAAACAUGAAUAUUACGUUGAUUGUAGUGUGUGGUUGUUGUAUCUCUAUGUGGCCCUGUGAUGGACUGGCGGACAGUCCAGGGUGUACCUGCUGUAUACUCCAGGAUAGGCAGCCUCCAGUAACCCCCGAUGGGAAUAAGCGAUACAUUAAAUGAAUUAAUAGGUCUGCAGUUUAAACACCAGAUACCUCAGUCUUCUCAAAGAAGCUAAGCAGAAAAAAUUAUUUACACUGCAAACUUUGGAUCAUCUUGAUGCUCUCACUGUCAUCUUUGCUUUAUUUAUCCUGCACAGACGGCUGUUUACAUCAUAUAAUUUAAAUAGAUCUUCAACCCAUCUCUUUUUUUUCUUAAAUUUGAGGAAUCCCAUUGAUUAGUGCAGCUUAUUAAAGAGUUAUUUAUAAAACCCUGGAGUUUUCUGCACCCACUCACCAGUACAGAGAGAAACGUGGGCAUUUAAACCUACCACUCAUUGUUUCUUGCUUUGAAUUGGAAAGAUGUGAUGCAUCGACAACAUACAUGUUCUUAUGGUGAACGUGGUCUCCAUGAGUUGCCCUGAUUUAUUAGUUAUUUCUUUAAAUUUAAGUUAUUUGAAGUUUUAUGUUUUCAGUGAAAAAGUCAUGUCUGUAUCUUUAAUACAUUACACAUAAUUCCAUAGCCUAAAUAGUCUUUGGUCUUAUUUAUUAGUUUGGAAAUGAGCACAGAUGCCAUAAAAAGACAUGUUCAGUGACCACUUGAGUAGACUACAGAACUAAAGUAGAUUUUUCUUUUUGAAUAAAAUGUGUUUAUCCUUUCCUUUAAAGAGAGUGUUUUUUUAAAAUGCAUGAAGUUCAGCAUUCG